CUCUGAGUAAGUCAAUGGGAGGACUUCAGUCAGAGCAGCAAGCAGGUCUACUGAGCAGAUCAGAUGACAUGCUUGGGAGAUUAACAAGAAAAGGAGACUCUCUGGAACUCAUUGGCAUUCAAAUUCAAACACGAGUCUACUGCUACAGCAGAGAGAGAGAAGGAGAGAGAAACUAAUGAACAGUUUUUCUUUCACAGCUAUCAGUUUCUUUCACUAAGCCUUCCAAAACCCGAGCCUCUGCAGAAGACUAAACCCUUGGGCGUUACCUUCAGAAAUGGACAGAAGCUUGUACACUCUCAUUUUCGAGAACCCGAAAAAUUUUUUUAAAGGAAGGAGUCAACUUUGGCUUUGAGUGUUUGGCCUGGGUACAAUGCCUUUAAAAAGCAGAUGACCAGCUUAGCUACUGACCAUGCUGACCAUUGUCCAGAACUGGAUCACAUUACACAAAAAUAGCGAAUGGCUUUCUCUUAUAAAAUAUCAGAACAGAGCACAAUUCCUGAGCACAUUUUGCAGAACUCCUUUCAUCACUUAAUCUUUGCUAACUGGUCUGGAUUACAGACAGAAUCGAUACCAGACGAAAUGAAACAGAUUGGUGAGCAACAGGGAAAUAAACCACACUGGGCAGCUCUUCUGAUACUCAUGGUGAUAAUACCCACAAUUGGUGGGAACAUCCUGGUUAUUCUGGCUGUUUCACUGGAGAAAAAGCUGCAGUAUGCUACCAAUUAUUUUCUCAUGUCUCUGGCAGUGGCUGAUUUGCUGGUUGGAUUGUUUGUGAUGCCGACUGCCCUCUUGACAAUAAUGUUUGAGACUAUGUGGCCCCUCCCACUUGUCCUAUGUCCUGCCUGGUUAUUUCUUGACGUUCUUUUUUCUACUGCAUCCAUCAUGCAUCUCUGUGCCAUUUCCGUGGAUCGCUAUAUAGCCAUCAAAAAGCCAAUCCAGGCCAAUCAAUAUAACUCACGAGCCGCAGCAUUCAUCAAGAUUACAGUGGUAUGGUUAAUUUCAAUAGGCAUUGCCAUUCCAGUACCUAUUAGAGGGAUAGAAACUGAUGUGGGGAACCCAAGCAACAUCACCUGUGUGCUGACAAAGGAUCGUUUCGGCAACUUCAUGCUCUUUGGCUCGCUGGCUGCCUUCUUCACACCUCUGGCAAUCAUGAUUGUCACCUACUUUCUCACUAUCCAUGCUUUACAGAAGAAAGCUUACUUGGUCAAAACCAAGCCACCUCAACGCCUAACGUGGCUGGCUGUGUCUACAGUUUUCCAAAGGGAUGGAACACCUUGCUCAUCACCUGAAAAGGUGGCAAUGCUGCAUGGUUCCCACAAGGACAAAACUCUGCCCAACUCAAGUGAUGACAUACUUAGGCGAAUAAUGUCCACAGUUGGAAAAAAGUCCACGCAGACCAUUUCCAAUGAACAGAGAGCCUCCAAGGUUCUAGGGAUUGUUUUUUUUCUCUUUUUGCUUAUGUGGUGCCCCUUUUUUAUUACAAAUAUAACUUUAGUUUUAUGUGAUUCCUGCAACCAGACUACUCUCAAAAUGCUCCUAGAAGUAUUUGUGUGGAUAGGCUAUGUUUCCUCAGGGGUGAAUCCUUUGGUCUACACCCUCUUCAAUAAGACAUUUCGGAACGCAUUUGGCCGAUACAUCACCUGCAAUUACCGGGCCACAAGAUCAGUAAAAACUAUCAGAAAAUGCUCCAGCAAUAUCUACUUCCGAAAUCCAAUGGCAGAGAACUCUAAGUUUUUCAUGAAACAUGGAAUGCGAAAUGGGAUUAAUCCUGCCAUGUACCAGAGCCCAAUGAGGCUCCACAGUUCAAACAUUCAGGCUUCCUCAAUCAUUCUACUAGAUACACUUCUCCUCACAGAGAAUGAAGGUGACAAAACUGAAGAGCAAGGCAGUUAUGUAUAGAAGGAAUGUCAGUUUUCAUCUAAAUAAUAUAACGAUGAGUGAGGUAAUUAAGCAGAUAUAAAUGUACCAAGAAUUAUGUAAAGGAGAACUUUAUGUCAUGUAUCAAAUCAUCUCUUUAAAAUAAGAGUUAUCUAUUAAGAUUAUAUAACUUUCUUUAUUUGGACAAAACUACUCCAUGUAAAAAAUCAUUUUGUACGGCUGCAAACAAAAAUAAUCCAGCAGUCUGGCUAAAUGUUAAGGUAUUCAAAUGAAAUAAAAUUAAGUAAAUCAGUAAGUUUCAGUCUUAAACAGUCAUUGUAAGAAUUUGUUUAGUUCCUAACUGUAUGCAAAGCUGUGCUUCGAAUGAAAUAAAACAAGACAAAAAAGCAUUAACCUCUUCAAAGCCUUAAAAACAUAAGGCAUAACACAGAAAACAGUGAAAGAUUAAAAAUAAGUGCAUAAAAUGAUCGCAUCUGGAGGUAAGCUAAGACUGUCAUUACGGUCUGGCUCAGUUAAAUGUAGUCAAGAUUUUGCUUUGAUCAAGAAACUUGUCUUGAUGGAAGGGGUAGGGAGGAUAGUAGUUGGAUAUCACACAAAGUAACAGGAUCUCGGAACCAGAGCUGUUUGUUAAAUGGCUGAUACCAGGUAUUUACUCACCAGACGUGGGUCUAACUUAGAAAAGAAGAGGAAGCAAAUGAAAUCACUUCUGGGUACCUGAAAUUAAUUUUGUUCCUUAAAGAACAAGUGCAAACUGGAGCCACAGGAUCUCGAUCCAGGAACCUAAACUUUAAUGACCCCAUAAUGACCCAAAAACUUGACUGAACUUCUGGCACAACAUUUUUUAUUCAUUCUUUCCUUAUUUCACUUUGUACUGCUAGAUCUGGGAAUAAAUCCAAACUGU
This is a messenger RNA of Zalophus californianus (California sea lion), 2779 nucleotides long. It is a transcript of the gene HTR2B, whose product is annotated as 5-hydroxytryptamine receptor 2B. The record is from RefSeq and is a predicted model, not a curated record. Gene Ontology annotation, biological process: smooth muscle contraction; vasoconstriction; regulation of behavior. The transcript is spliced from 4 exons. Gene Ontology annotation, molecular function: neurotransmitter receptor activity; G protein-coupled serotonin receptor activity. The coding region runs from base 457 to 1899 and encodes 480 amino acids. NCBI's taxonomy places the organism in Eukaryota, Metazoa, Chordata, Mammalia, Carnivora, Otariidae. Gene Ontology annotation, cellular component: dendrite; plasma membrane.